This is a messenger RNA of Bolinopsis microptera, 552 nucleotides long. Its product is annotated as co-chaperone protein HscB homolog. Gene Ontology annotation, molecular function: protein-folding chaperone binding; ATPase activator activity. Gene Ontology annotation, biological process: protein complex oligomerization; [2Fe-2S] cluster assembly. NCBI's taxonomy places the organism in Eukaryota, Metazoa, Ctenophora, Tentaculata, Lobata, Bolinopsidae. The record is from RefSeq and is a predicted model, not a curated record. Gene Ontology annotation, cellular component: mitochondrion. The transcript has a single exon. The coding region runs from base 1 to 552 and encodes 183 amino acids.
AUGUUGCUCCACCUGUUUCGCAGAUUGCUCAGCAAAAUACCUCCCCUCACAUCCAGCAAUUAUUUCGAGGUCUUCUCCCUGACUCCCACUUUUAGCCUGGACCUGGCCAAACUGUCACGUGUUUACAAACGACUUCAAGUAGAGUUUCAUCCUGAUAAACACGCCACUUCCUCUGCUCUAGAACAGGAGCAUGCCUCCAAAAACUCAGCUCUGAUUAACGAAGCUAACAAAUGUUUGAAAGAUCCUUAUUGCCGUGCCAGGUUACUCCUCAAGAUUAACAACUUUGAUCCAAAUAUCAAAACGAUGGAUAUGGAGUUUUUGUCAGAUAUGAUGGAUUUUAAUGACCAGAUAGAAAUGUGCGAGGAUAGUACAACUUUACUCGAACUUAAGCAGCUUAAUGAGGAUGCUAUUGCUGUGCUUUACACUCAAUUCGAAGAGCACUUUAAUGAUAAUGAUCUGAAAAUGGCAGCGGAGCGGUUGUCUAAAGUUAAAUUUUUGCUACAAACUAGAGAUAGGAUUGAUAAACAGGGCGAGUUGUUCAUGCUUAGAUGA